Molecule: messenger RNA, 4999 nt
Organism: Neolamprologus brichardi
Lineage: Eukaryota; Metazoa; Chordata; Actinopteri; Cichliformes; Cichlidae
Gene: nos1apa
Product: nitric oxide synthase 1 (neuronal) adaptor protein a
Molecular function (GO): nitric-oxide synthase binding
Source: RefSeq, a predicted model, not a curated record
GACCCGACGAACUUCCACACUCGCCACAGGAAAAGUCGGGAAAACACAUCUGUCCCCGCAUGACGCUGUUUGUGUCGGCCUGCGUGUGUCGUUAAAGCCGUAGCGGUGACCGUUAGCGGGCCGGCAGUUUCCCGGAGCGCCGGUGAAGUUGUGGCCGCUGUUGACGGCGGUGUGGUAGCGUCGGGACGCUUUGCCGCUAUGGAGAACAUUCACUGAUCGGAUUUGGAAUUGUUUUUCUUGGAUUUAUCCCCGGUAAACCGAGUUGUUCCCGCAUAUAUCCUAUUGGCACUGUGGAGUAGGAAUAUUUGGAUGAAAAAAAAAUGCCUGGGAAAACCAAGUACAACCUCGUAGAUGAUGGGCACGAUCUGAGGAUCCCAUUGCACAACGAGGAAGCAUUCCAGCAUGGGAUCAACUUCGAGGCAAAGUACAUUGGCAGUCUGGAUGUGGCGCGGCCGAGCAGCCGAGUGGAGAUAGUGGCGGCGAUGAGAAGAAUACGGUAUGAGUUCAAGGUGAAAAACAUCAAGAAGAAAAAAGUCAACAUCGUGGUGUCUGUAGAUGGCGUGAAAGUCACCUUGAGGAAAAAGAAGAAAAAGAAGGAGUGGACAUGGGACGAGAGCAAAAUGAUGGUGAUGCAGGAUCCCAUUUACAGGAUCUUCUACGUGUCUCAUGACUCCCAAGAUUUGAAGAUCUUCAGCUACAUUGCCAGAGAUGGACAGAGCAAUGUGUUCCGCUGUAAUGUGUUCAAGUCCAAGAAGAAGAGCCAGGCCAUGCGUAUCGUUCGGACAGUCGGGCAGGCGUUUGAAGUUUGUCACAAACUGAGUCUGCAGCACACGCAGCAGAACACAGAUGGACAGGACGACCACCACAGCGACAAGAACAGCAAUGACUCCUCCGUCACAGUUCGGGAGCUAACAGGUGCAGAGAAGACGGCGACCGUCGCUGAAGAGACCGACAUUGAUGCCGAGGAGGUGAACCAGGCGCUAGCAGCAGAGGAUCUGAACCUCAACAGAGGAGUGACUGACCUGGACGCCACAGCCAAGACAACAGAUGUGAACCUCUCAGAAAACAAGCAGCCUUCAGAGGAGGCUUCCCUGCUGGUGUCCAGCCCCAAGAUGCUGCUCCCAGCAUCAGGCAUACUGCCACCCAGCACCCCGUUGUCUGUGCACCACCAGAUCCAACUGCUCCAGCAACAGCUCCAGCAGCAACAACAGCAGACACAAGUGGCUGUGGCACAGGUCCAUCUCUUGAAGGACCAGCUGAGUGCGGAGGCCACGGCUCGGCUGGAGGCCCAGGCUCGCGUCCACCAGCUGCUCCUCCAGAACAAAGACCUGCUGCAGCACAUCUCUCUGCUGGUUAAACAGAUCCAGGAACUGGAGACCAAAAUGUCUGGACCAAAUUCCAUGGGUUCCCAGGACAGUUUGUUGGAGAUCACCUUCCGGUCUACAGUACCUCCGGUGAUAUGUGACCCCACCACACCUAAGCCUGAGCUGUCAGCCCUCAACCUGCACACAUUUGGCAACAGCGACGGGACCAGCAAUGCCUUCUCAUCAUCCAACGGGACUCUGGGAAGCCCACUAGUUGAUCAAAGUAUGUUUGAGAACUCCAUUGCGCAGCAGCAGAGUCCCCAGACCUCGAGGCCGGGGCCGUCCUCGACCCGGCGCGCCGCGGCGACGACUAAUUCCAACCCGGGGUCCAGCUGCGUGGACUCGCCCUCCUCUGGAGGACAGCAGAGGCUGAAAAAUGCCAUUAACCUGGGCAAGGCAGUCGGGGCAAAGGUCAAUGACUUGCUAAGAAGAAAAGAGCCCAGCAACCUCGGAGACAUUGGGGUCACGGAGGUCAACAAGAAUGUUGGUGCAGUUUGGAGCUGCAUGGAGCAACUCAGUCAGACUGCUGCCAGCAGCCACAUCACCUCCUUUGACUCCUUCCCUCGGCUGGACCCUCCACCCCCAUCGGGGAAGAAGCGCCUCCCUCGAGCACUGAAGACGACCCAGGACAUGAUGAUCUCCUCUGACCCCGUGGUCUCCUCCCCCGACCCUGUGGAUUCUUCCUCCUUCCCUUCCUCCCCUGUGAAGACAUCCCCCAUCACUCAGGAGGAGAUAAGGAAUGAGGAGGAGCAGCAACAGGGAAAGGAGGAGGAAAAGAGGUCAUCGGGCCCAGCAGAGAGGAAACCCGGAGCUGAUUCUGAGACAGCUGAGAUCAAUGACAACGUGGAUACAGUGAUAGGUGGAGAAGAGGAUGGCGUAGAAGUGGGAAGCUCUGAUGAAGGCAUGGAUGAACACGGGCUCCAGCUCCAGCUCUCUGUACCAGACCUCAUCAAUAAAGAUCCCCCUCUGGAGUCCAAAGCCAAACAAUACGACGUCUGGCAGAAGGCGCCGGCGCCGGACUCGCGGCUGGCUUCCACUCCCUGCUCGGGCAAAACUCCCUGCCGCAUCAGCCUGGGCGAGGAUGUCCUGCUGGGGAAUGGCGCCCCCUGUAGCAAAGCCACUGGAGGGAGCACUGAAGACAUGGAGCACCAUCCAGACCUGCUGUCGUUUGACUAACACACAGAGCUGCAGCCAAAUAACCAGUUCAGUAGAUUUCAAAAAGCAUUUGAAGUUUUUCUCUUAGUGUCCAUCCCAGAAUUGUGUGUGGAGGUAAUUCAAACAGACUGCAGCGAGUACUGCAAAUCAAAAAUUCACUGCCACUUUUCAAUUUUUCAACUCGAUCUUUUCUGGGCUUUACUUUAGGAAAAGGGAACACAUACUUCCAGAACCGAGGGCUCUUUAUCUUUUUUUAAUCUGAUUUCCGGAUGUGGGAUUAGCUGAAAGGUCACGGUAAUUACGCCUUGCUUUCUAACACGGCUGAUCUGAGGUCAGCUGGGCGCUUCAAGAAUCUUCUUAAUGAAUGAAAACAAAAACUGACCAGCAUGAGACAAUGAAUGAGCAGCAACAGAGGAAAUAAGCGGGACUCUUUUUUUGUGCAGUUUUUUAAUGCUUCUGAUUUAUUCACUGUGUAUUUCUUAUGUAUAUCAGGUGUCUAACAUAUCAUGUCUUCCUCAGUAAAGAUGAUGUAACAAUGAAUGUUUUAAGUGAGAUGAAAUAUCCUUUAAAUGGGCUAAAAUGUUACAGGCAGUUAUUGGCAAGUGUAACCACAAACAUUAAAUUUUAUAUUAUUUUAUCAGUAUUAAGAUAUAACACUAUUGUAUUUAGCACCACGAUAUUUUCGCUCUAUUUAAAGGGACAUUUCAUUGCAUUUUUGGUAUAAAUCCUACAAACGCUGCUGCAGCUCAAAGUUAUCCAGCAAUAUAAUGUACAUUUAGACUCAUUUAACAUAAAACUCAAGUGUUAGGAGUUAGGCGCAGGCUCGGGAAAAGAAGACGGAAGUGAGGGGUGGAGAGGCGGAAAGGAUGUGAAUGUGUAAGAUGGAAAAGGUUAGCGAGGAAUUUGCUUUCAGUUCAGUCGAUAUGAAAUGUCACGCAGCACUUUCUACUGCAGGAGGGCGAAGCCUUUUGACCCUCAGCUUCACCCUAAAGAAAUGAUCCCUCUUCCUUCUUGAGCCAACCUGGAAGAGAACUUUCUCCAAAAUGGAUUUUUGGAACACACUUAAACUUUUGUUUCAGUUAUAUUUAUAUAGCGCCAAAUCACAACAACAGUCACCUCAAUGCGCUUUUCCUUGUAAGGUGAAGACCCUACAAUUAUAGAGAGAAAUCCCAACAAUCAGACGACAUCUGAUGAGAAAGCACUUGAGUGAGAAGGAAAAACUCCCUUUUAACUGGAAGUAACCUCCGGCAGGACCAAUGUCGGGGAGGAGCAGGGGGGGUGUCCAAACCUACAUGGCCCUGUGUAAAAAAGCGUUCGCCCCCUAAACCUAAUAACUGGUUGGGCCACCCUUAGCAACAACAAUUGCAACAACUGCAAUUAAGCGUUUGCAAUAACUGGCAAUGAGUCUUUUAAGGCUCUGUGGAGGAAUUUUGAACCACUCAUCUUUGCAGAAUUGUUGUAACUCAGCAACUGUUUGUACCAUAAAAAUUUGAUUGCCUGGAAGGCGAAGGAGCUGUGUGUUUGGAUCCAGGCUCAUAACUGAAACAGCAACAUGAUAAAGAUUUCCAAAAUCAUCUUCCCGCUGUGGCUGAACUGAAAGCGAAUUCCAGUGACCUCCACAAAAUCCUGAUGGAGAGUCGAAAGAGAGACGGGUGGAGGGACAGGCAGCUUUUGGAGGGAGGGCUGCUGGAAAGUUGUUUCUGAGCUGAGGAGGAGCGGGAUAAUUAGCUGUCAGCAGAAAGAGAUGAAAGAGGUAUGUUUUUAUUCGAGCAGAUCAUUAAUUGACAGACCAAAGACAGAAGAAUUUGGCUCAGUCAGACAUGCUGUUUUUUGUCACGUUAUUUUAGUGAGAAAGCAGGAGCAAAACAAUUUUUUUAUCACUGUAAGAGUAGCACAACCAAGUUGCCAUGGUUAUUGUAGCACAAGCAAAGCUGUAUUUUUCUAACACUACUGUGUGAGCAUCUGUUCUGCAGAUCUGUGCGAGUGGAUCAAAGUGGACUUUUGAACUGUGGAAAGUGAACACAAAGAUCCCAAUGCCCAGACGCUGAAAAGAACCCAUUUUCUGCGAGUGGCCUCAGUGAGUGACCUGCUGUCCUUGUAGGGAUACACUGACUUUAGAAAAUUUCAAAGAGCUCCCAGAGGACAGCGCGACAGAGGCACAGCCAGCGUUGGUCAUCGUCAGGUCAUGCCCGGCAGAAUGAGAGGAAUGUUGGAGAUGAAGAGAAACAGAUAAAGGAAGCUUUGUCUCGGUCUGUCUCUCUCUGACUUGGUCUUACUGCCAUCUACCACCACAAUAAAGCAGCUGAUGUCUCCCAUUAAAGAGUUAUUUCACCCAAGUCACAAAACAUAAUUGUCCCAUUAGCUUUAACAAGCAACCUGCAGGGUACUGUGGAGAUUUUCUGCUGUUUUCAGCACCCAGAGCAUUGCUCAUGAAGUGAGAGUGGCAGAUGUGACAGGUGGAAAUGAAAAGUAGCUUUUUU